AUGCGCCAGGAAAUAUUUAUUUCUUUCGUCUUUUCGUUUCUUCAGGUUUAUCAGUCGUUUGGUUCACCAAUUUCAAAAGAUGCGCACGAUUUGAAAUCAAUGCCAAGCGGUCCUGUCAAAGGCUACAAGGAGAAUAAAAGCUUGUUUAAUUUCCUUGGUUAUGACAAUUCUGUUGCUCCUAACGAUUGCAAAGGCUCGAUGUUAUGCCCUAUGCUACGAGGUGAAAGUCGAGCAUGCCCUUAUGCUUAUAUGAAAUACAAUCGUUCAUUGAUUUAUCAUGGGUAUACUUCCUAUACAGCGAACUGGUGUACUGCUAUAUACAAAUGUGACGGUGACUAUCCUAGCCGCACGGGUAACGAAAUUAUAGAGCAAUUUGACCAACUUGAUUUGCAGUGCGCUUCAUGUGGAACUCGACACUUUGACGAUAAAUCAACCGGAACACGCUGUUAUGUUAGACUUAAUUACUGUUAUCCCGAUUGUACACAAGUUCUACCUGAAACUACAGAAUACGAAUACAAAGAGCUUGUUCGAGAUUGGUAA
Messenger RNA from Schizosaccharomyces octosporus yFS286, 540 nucleotides. RefSeq names its product meiotically upregulated Mug117. Bases 1 to 540 code for a protein of 179 amino acids. The record is from RefSeq and is a predicted model, not a curated record. Lineage: Eukaryota; Fungi; Ascomycota; Schizosaccharomycetes; Schizosaccharomycetales; Schizosaccharomycetaceae. The transcript has a single exon.